Oryzias melastigma (Indian medaka) is the source of this 3558-nucleotide messenger RNA. RefSeq names its product protein arginine methyltransferase 9 (gene prmt9). Gene Ontology annotation, biological process: peptidyl-arginine methylation. NCBI's taxonomy places the organism in Eukaryota, Metazoa, Chordata, Actinopteri, Beloniformes, Adrianichthyidae. Gene Ontology annotation, molecular function: protein binding; protein-arginine omega-N monomethyltransferase activity. The coding region runs from base 330 to 2867 and encodes 845 amino acids. The transcript is spliced from 13 exons. The record is from RefSeq and is a predicted model, not a curated record.
CGGCGGAUGGACACUUACUUUGUUGUUCAUACAUCAGCACUGCACUAGAUGCUCCUCGGAAGCAGUAAAUAUAUGAUUAUUUUGUAAAAUUGUAGUUUUCCCCCUUAAUUUUUCUAGCUGCAUCCUUCUAGUCAUGAGACGACUUUUUGACGCACAUUUAACCCGCAGUCCUAAUUUAGAAGGAUAGCAUAUAAUGGCGUUGCUGUAGAAGAGAAGCUAACCGAGUGACUCGUAAUGCUCACGCUUGCUUGUUGUCAAAACCAAAAGGAGCUUUUAACUUUAGAAUACCAUCUCUAGAGCUUCUACCCAAUCUCGCGGAUAUAGCAAAAAUGCCUAACACCAAUGCUAGGCCAAAACACAGCAGAAGGACCCGGCGGCGACGCAGAGGAGAUCCUGCCAGAGAUGAGCUGGUCUCCAGCUCCCUACAGAGCGCCCAGCAGUGCCUGCUAAACCAGGAUUAUGGGACAGCAUUUGUGCACUACCUCCUGGUCCUCAACCUUGCACCUGAGUUCAAGGACUUUGCACAGGAGUCCUUCAGGUUCACCCUUUUUAAAUGGGCAGAGGAACUCGACUCCUUGGGUCGCAUUCAGGAACUUUUUGACUGCUAUGAGCAAGCUCUGGAAAUUCUCCCUGCCGAUGAGGUGAUCCUAAACAGCAUGGGUGAACACCUGUUCAGAAUGGGAUUCAGAGAUGAAGCAGCAGGCUAUUUCCACAAAGCCUUAAAGCUCAGACCGGAGUUUCCAGAAGCCAGAGAGAAUUUUUACCGCGUCGCCAAUUGGCUGGUGGAGCGUUGGCACUUCCUCAUGCUUAACGACCACGGCAGGAACCAGAAAUACCAACAGGCCAUUCAGAAGGCUGUUCAGAGCGGAUGCAGCACUGUACUUGAUAUAGGUACUGGCACUGGGAUACUUGGAAUGUGUGCCAAGCAAGCAGGAGCGGCCGAAGUUUACGCCUGUGAGCUGUCAAAGACCAUGUAUGAACUGGCCUGUGAGGUGGUGACAGCUAAUGGGAUGGAUGGUGACAUCAAGAUCCUUCACAAGAAAUCCUUGGAGAUGGAAGUUCCUACCGACAUUCCUCAUAGGGUGUCACUGGUGGUGACUGAGACAGUCGAUGCGGGAUUGUUUGGAGAGGGCAUCAUAGAGAGUCUCAUUCAUGCCUGGCAUCACCUCCUCCUGCCCCCUAAGUCAAAUGAGAAUACGUUUGGAGAACAGUCUGCCACAGGACGAGUCAUCCCCGCUGGAGCCACUGUAUUUGCUAUGGCUGUGGAAUGCCCCGAAAUCCGCCGGCAUCACAGACUCUGUGUGACAGAAGUGGGCGGGCUGUCCAUGGCUGCAUGUGGAGAGAUCCACAGUCCAGUGAGCUGCAGCUCAGAGCCGGAGGAGUCCAUGGAGCCAUACACCACAGAAAGACUGAGCAGGCUGCCUGGGGGGUACACCGCUCUCACAGAGCCUUUCACAGCUCUCACCAUUGAUUUCAACAAUGUGCAGGAACUAGAAGGUCUGAGCUCCAGGGAGGUUCAGAGGAUCCAGCUGCCUGUGACUCAGGGAGGAGAGCUGGACGCUCUGGCUGUGUGGUUCCAGCUGCAUCUGGAUGAGGAGAGCAGUCUGUCGACUGGACCUCAGGAAGACACCUGCUGGGAGCAAGCCAUCUACCCAGUCCACAGCACCAAGUGUUUCGUGUUGAAGCCGGGCGACGAGCUGAUCGUGGAAGUCUCCUGUCGAGACGCCUACCUGAGGCUCAGCGGCGUGGCUGUGCUCCGAGGAGGUCGCCACAUCCAUCUUGACAAUAGUAGCAGCUGGCAGCCCUCUGAGAACCCCGUUCCAAACCCGAACCCAGAGGCUGAGCUCUGCAGCGCGUUAGCGUGUCUUCAGACCAAUCAGAAGCAAAGCAUAGACUCCUGCUUGCUGGAGUGUUCAGAGAUGGCCCUCCUCAACAACACGGAUUACCAUCAGAGCUUCCGCAGUGCACUAGACAAGCUCAUCUCCCGGCUCAAGGUCAGGCAGCACGGCGGGGUAGGGACUGCCGGCUUCCCGCCCGCCAGCGGUCUGCUGUAUGUGCUGGAUGUGUCGGAGGGCUUCUCUCUGCUCUCAGUCCUCGCCGCCAGCCAAGGUGGCGUGAAAGCCUUCAGCUCCGUGGAGAAGAGCAAGCAGCAGGACGUGCUGAAGAAGCUGGCGCACUCCAACGGGAUCUCUGAGCAGCUCCUGGAGUUCUGGCUCAACCGGGUGGAGGACGAGCAGGGGAUGCUGCAAAGGCCCUCAGGGGAGAAGCUGUGGAGCGCCAUCAUCCUCGACUGCGUGGAAACCUGCGGCCUCAUCCGGCAAAAGCUAAUGGAGAAGGCUUCUCUGGCCAGGUGUCUGCUGGAAGAAGGAGGCCACAUUUUCCCGGAGAGGAUAGUCGUGCACGGCAUGUUGGUGGAGUCUGACACCUUGUUGCGAGAAAGCGCCGUCCAGGGUCUGGAGCCAACUUUGGGGUUUAACAUCGCUCCGUUUAUCAACCAGUUUACUGUACCGGUUCACGUGUUUCUGGACUUCUCCACACUGGAGUGUCGACAUCUGAGUGAGGCUGCAGAGCUCUUUGUUCUGAACCUCAUGGAUGCCAAUUCCAACUAUACCAACAGAGAAGUCAAGGUUAAGGUCACGUCAGCGGGCAGAAUAACGGCCGUUCCCUUCUGGUAUCAGAUCUAUCUGGAUCAGGAGAUCAGCGUCAGCUCGCUGGGCCGGAACUCGCACUGGAAGCAGGCGGCUGUGGUCCUCCCGGAGCCUCUCCAGGUCCAGGCGGGAGACUGGGUCUGCCUUAAUGUGAAGCUUCAUAAAAGCACCAUCUCCGUCAUAGCCCAUUUAGAAAACACAUCUGUGUCGAUGGAAUAGUGUUCUAGUACUUUCUAGCUCAUUUAAAUUUCAGCUGUUUGUCUCCUAUCUAUGGAACAUGUUAGUCGACUAAACAUAGUCAGUUCUCCCUCUUCGGUGUAACCAUGUUUUCCAGACACUCAAGUGUCCCAGAGUUAUAGCAGUAACUAUCUGCAGGAUGUGACCUUUGCAGAAUGUGUAACCAGUUUACUACUGUUAAAAUCAACUCUAAUGCUUCUGUUACACAUAUUCUAAGUACCUUUGUAAAGGCUUGUGCUGCAUAUUUGUAUAAAUGCAGCAUAAAUGUUCCUUUGGUUAUGGAUAGAGCUGUAAACCAUUUAUAUCUUCUACAUUUUUGCCAGUAAAUGACUCUUCUAAUUUAAGAUAGGGGAUGGAUAGAUUUUAAAUAAACAUUUACAUAUUUCAGUUUUUAUUUUUUAAAAAUGUAUAUCAGUGUUUCUGUAUGCAUGUCCAUGAAACACACAAUACUCAGAGCUAAAUACUGAGCUUUAAAGAAAAACAAUUCAUUUGUUGUGGAUGGAUUAAAUCUACAGCAUAUUUUUAAGAAGGCAUCUGCGACAACAGAGAUAAAUCUGUACAAAGUAAAGCACUGACAGUAACUUACAAGAAGAAUGUGCUGAUUGUACCACGGAUUUAAAAAAUAACUUUAAAUGCAAAAGAAAUACAAUCCACAGUAUUACUGCUGAUCCAA